AUGUCUCGCUACUUUACCAGGUCCAGUGUUCGCUCAACUGUCAACACAGGUGACGAAAUCCUCGACCUAAGCCUCGACACAAGCCUCGAAAACGAGUCUAUAUCGUCAAUAAAUCCUGUCACUCUGCGUAACCAGCAAGAGUCGCCUCUUCUUCAGCUCCCCGGUGAGCUGCGCAACAAGAUAUAUGAAUACAUUUUCAACCCUCUCGCUAUCGAGUGCAACAGAUGGACCGUCUUUGCAGGCAGUAUGGACAGCGAACGCCCAUGGAACCGGUUCCUGCCUAGUGAAAUGAGGGAAGAGGAGUGGCAGAACGGAUUGUGGGCCAGCGGCAGCUACAAAUCCAAGCCCAACAGCGACAAUUUCAGGAACAGACUCCCGAUAAUGUCGCAACUGUUCAUGUCUCGAGUUUUCCAUCAGAUACAUGCGGAGACAGUUCAACUUAUCAUUCCCAAGGCGGUUUUCUAUUUCACUGACUCCUUUGCGUUCCGUAUUUUGCAGCGCGCAACCACAAAAGCCCUGAACGCUGCGAUCGCUGCUGUUCGACUGUCUUUGAGUGAUGCGAAGAUGAUCGGGUUGAGGUAUAAGUUUCCAGAAGUCCGUCAGCCUUGGAUUCCCCACUUCGGACUCGAUAAGCUUAAAGGCCUGGAGCGUAUUCUUCUUGAGGAUUUUGAGUGGGCCAAUUCUGAGAUUGACAAGGAAUGGGUUCGUGGUGGCAUCAGAAUCUGCAAUGGUGGGGAUCGGGAUAUUGACACUGUUUUCGGCGGAGACUGA
Messenger RNA from Parastagonospora nodorum SN15, 771 nucleotides. RefSeq lists its product as hypothetical. The record is from RefSeq and is a predicted model, not a curated record. Bases 1 to 771 code for a protein of 256 amino acids. The transcript is spliced from 2 exons. NCBI's taxonomy places the organism in Eukaryota, Fungi, Ascomycota, Dothideomycetes, Pleosporales, Phaeosphaeriaceae.